This is a messenger RNA of Chrysochloris asiatica (Cape golden mole), 873 nucleotides long. It is a transcript of the gene TLCD5, whose product is annotated as transmembrane protein 136. The transcript is spliced from 3 exons. Gene Ontology annotation, cellular component: membrane. Lineage: Eukaryota; Metazoa; Chordata; Mammalia; Afrosoricida; Chrysochloridae. Bases 362 to 796 code for a protein of 144 amino acids. The record is from RefSeq and is a predicted model, not a curated record.
GUUCCCGGGAUCCGGGCCCUGAGGUCUGGGCGCCCAGGCGCCCGAGGCCUCUUGGAGCAUUAAGCCAGCUCUGUGCCUGCAGGUGCUGUGCAGCCUCUGUGGCUGGCUCUCGCUCUACGUUUCAUUCUGCCGCCUGAAUAAGCACCGAAGCUAUGAGUGGAAUUGCCGGCUGGUUACGUUCACCCAUGGAGUCUUCUCUAUAGGCCUCUCAGCAUAUAUUGGCUUCAUUGAUGGCCCUUGGCCUUUUACCCACCCAGGCUCGCCCAAUACACCUCUUCAAGUGCAUGUUCUGUGCCUCUCUUUGGGCUACUUCAUCUUUGACCUGGGUUGGUGCGUCUUCUUCCAGUCUGAGGGUGCCCUGAUGCUGGCUCACCACACACUGAGUAUCUUGGGCAUCAUCAUGGCCCUGGUGCUUGGAGAGUCAGGCACAGAGGUCAACGCAGUGCUCUUUGGAAGUGAGAUUACCAACCCCUUGCUGCAGAUGCGCUGGUUUCUCCGUGAAACAGGGCACUACCAUAGUUUCACUGGAGAUGUGGUGGACUUCCUCUUUGUGGCUCUGUUCACUGGAGUGCGGAUUGGCGUAGGAGCUCGCCUCCUUUUCUGUGAAAUGGUCUCACCCAAACCCAAGUGGUUUGUGAAGGUUGGAGGAGUAGCUAUGUAUGCUGUGUCUUGGUGUUUCAUGUUUAGCAUCUGGCGCUUUGCAUGGAGGAAAAGCAUCAAGAAGUACCAUGCCUGGAGAAGCAGGCGGAGUGAGGAACGGCAGCUAAAGCAUAAUGAACUUCUCAAGACUCACUAGCCAAGGCUUGCUGCAGAAAAUGGAGCGGGUUAAGUCAGCCAGGGGAAAUAUGACAGUUAUAGACUCGUACUUAUAAC